Closterium sp. NIES-65 is the source of this 1566-nucleotide messenger RNA. The record is from the annotation of a GenBank genome assembly. NCBI's taxonomy places the organism in Eukaryota, Viridiplantae, Streptophyta, Zygnematophyceae, Desmidiales, Closteriaceae.
AUGUGCCCCAAUCAGAGCACUAGCAUGAUGAGCAACAACUACCUCUAUGGGCCCCUGCCAGACUGCAUCUUCGACAAGUGUGUCAAUCAAAUCGAUGUGAGCGGCAACAGCCUGUACGGGCGCAUCAACCGCAACUUCAGGAGCAUGGUGGCGGAUGGUGAUGCGCUCAUCAACUUGGCUCACAACUUCUUCUUCGGUGAUGCCGUGCUCCUCGCUGCCGGCUGCCAGGUCUGCCCCAUCCACAUCAGCAAGCCCAACAACCUCGUCCUGGGAGACACGGGCGUAGGCGCUGUUGGGAAAUGUGCCACCAGCUUCACUGCCAUACGAGAUUACUCGGUGGCGGGGGCGGGCAAGGGUGCGAGGGUGAGUGUGGCGGGCAACUGCCUGACGCUCAUCCCGGACGCGGAGUGCGCAGCCAACGCCACCCAGCGCAGCACGGCAGCCUGCCAGGCGUUCUGCAGCAUCACGGACAACGGCCCGUGUGACGGCCAUGGGGAGUGCGUGCCGCCUGCCCCCGCCUCCCCCUCCAACUUCACCUGCCUCUGCCACGCCGGCUACUCGCCUCUCGACUCGGGCAACGGCUCCACCUGCGCUGUGGUCAACUCUACCACCACCACUGUGUCCUCGCUCUCCACGGGCGCCAUAGUGGGCAUCGCUGUGGGCUGCUUCGCUGGCUUCGUUCUUUUGGCGGCUGUCCUCACAUGCAUGCUGUGGCCCCGCGGACCAAGGAAGUGGGAGGGGCUGGAAGUGUGUGAGCAGUACACGCUACACCAGAUGGUGAAGGCCACGGACAACUGGGCCAAGGAGAACGAGGUGCGGGCCAUGGCGACACUCAACCAUGUGAAUCUGGUGCGUCUGCUGGGCUUCUGUGUGGAUCAGAAUGUGGAGACGGGCAAUCAGGAGCAGAUCUUGGUUUAUGAGUUCGUCGCUAACAGAGACUUGCAGUACCACAUUUUCAAGACCAAGAACCCUCUUUCGCUGCGGCAGCGACUGCGCCUGGCGCAAGGAGCUGCAGAGGGGCUGGCAUACCUGCAUGGGUUUGAAACGCCCAUCAUUCAUCGCGACAUCAAGCCCGCCAACAUCCUCGUGACGGCCGACUUUCAAGCCAAGGUGGCUGACUUUGGGCUGCUCAAGUGCCUCACUCACUGCGAGGGCGAUGCCACCAGAGUGGCGGGCACUCCUGGCUAUGCAAUCCAGAAGGUUGAGGCAUAUGCACUGGAAGAGCUCAAGGACAGCAAGCUGGACGCAAGUGAAGAGGCCAUAGUGGCCUUUGCCGACCUCGCUCUGGACUGUGUCAAGAUGCCGGGCACACGGCGGCCCGACAUGAAGGCCGUGGCUCACUCCCUCAACGCCCUGAUAGAGAAGUUCUGCCCAGACAAGGAGCCGUGCGAGUUAGUGGAGAAGCUUUCAUCCUUGGGGAGCCAAUCCAGCCAGUCUGCGGUUCUCUCUAGUGGAACUGAAGGGCACAGUGGCACCAACCAGAGUGGCAGCUCCUCCAAUGGCCUUGGUUCCAGGUUCCGUGUGUUAGACAGCUGGAUGCAGCAUCGAUUUUCAGAAGGCUAUUGA